UAUUUCUAAAUCAUACUUUCGUACAUUAAUAUCAACUCCUAUGUAUGUAUGUUGGUACAAGGACCAACUCAAAUCAACCCCGAAAAGCACCAACAUCGACCCUGCACACUGGGAAGAUAUCUCAGCAAACAGACCCCUGUGGAGAAAUCUUUGAGAAAGCCCGAGUCGUAAGAGCUGAACUCAAGAGACAGGAGAGAAAGCACUGCCUUCUCCUUCCCAAACCAACCCCUUCUAUCCCAUGUCCACAAUGUCCCCGUAUGUUUCAUGCAACCCUUGGAUUGCUAGCUCGGAAACACGAGGCGCAGCCAACUAACGUGUACAUACAGAUCCACACACUCAUUCAUUCAUACAUACAUACAUACACACAUAGGAGUUGAUAUUAAUGUACGAAAGUAUGAUUUAGAAAUACUAGAUAAAAAAAGGGGCGGGUCAGUAUACAGUUUCGUAUUCGAACACUUCGUGGUUGUUAUGUAUUUUGUUGGGUGUCUUAAGCGACAGGGUCAUACCGACGUCCACAUCCUUCUCGAAUGCAGGUAACCUUUUCUACUGAAAGUAGAUAUGACAAGUGUGAAGGAGAGGAAGUAUGAAUGCACCAGUUGCAAAGAGAAGUUUUUCACACAACACUUCAUGCAGUCACACGUCCAGCGUGUACAUAAAGAUAUUCGGCAGUACCAUUGUGAGGUUUGUGGCCAGCAUUUCAAGCUGUUCAGCACUCUCUCUGUUCACAAAGACAUUGCUCACAGGAGCAACAAGAAAUGUGAUUCAGAUACCACCACCACCACCACAGACAAGGGCCUUGAGAAAUUGAGUACUACUUCUGAGGGCAAUUCAGCCACAUCAUCGCAGAGUUACGGAACCAACAGUGAUGAUAAUGGUGAUGACACAGAAAACAGUGAUAAGCUAAUAAUGGAAUCUACGUUUUCGAAACAUAUAGACGGAGUGAAGUAUUGGAUUUGUAAGUUCUGCAGUAGUGCUAAAUUACAGCUGCCCUUAAUGAUACCCCAUGUGGCAAAGCACUUGGGCAUGACUGAAAGAAAACACAAAUGCAGUGAAUGUGAGAAGAAAUUCAAAACAGCAAAGUGUUUAGAGAAGCACAUUUUGAUGCACAAUGAUACAGUGAGGCCGUUUAAGUGUAAAUACUGUCAAAUGACUUUUCGUCUACAUCUGCAAUUCAACCAGCACAUAAAUAAACACGUUGGGGACAUUCGAUGUUGUUGUCUCCAGUGUGGACGGUUUACUGACAACUUGGCACAUCUUAAGACACACAUUCUUAAAGCUCAUGCAUUCUGAUAAUGAUAACAAUCCUUUCUUCAAUAGGCCCAAGGCUUGAAACAUUUUGGGGUUGAGGCUGAGUUGAUUACAUUGACCUCAGAGUUCAACCGAAAGGAUGAAAGCCAGCAUGCUAACAAUUCUACCAGCUCGCUGUGUAUCUAGGGUAUCCUUAUGUCUAUAGAAGUUUGGCUGACUGAAUUUUCAGAAGCAUCCAUGUGUAAGCCUUUCACUUUUAAAAAGGUCUGAAUCAUCUUGAACUUUACACCAGAACGGCUAAAUUUUUCCGACAUAAAACCUUUUUACAAAAUAA
Molecule: messenger RNA, 1582 nt
Organism: Octopus bimaculoides (California two-spot octopus)
Lineage: Eukaryota; Metazoa; Mollusca; Cephalopoda; Octopoda; Octopodidae
Biological process (GO): regulation of transcription by RNA polymerase II
Cellular component (GO): nucleus
Molecular function (GO): DNA-binding transcription factor activity, RNA polymerase II-specific
Source: RefSeq, a predicted model, not a curated record